AUGAAUACACCGGCACAAACCAACAGUAACCGCAAGAUGAACCAACCGGCAGACAUAAAAUAUCAAUUUACGAAAACCAAAAUUUGCAGACACUUCCUAGAAAACAGAUGUAUGAAUAAAGAAAACUGCAACUAUGCUCAUGUGCUGGAAGAAUUAAGACCUCUACCCAACUUAGAAAAUACCAAAUUGUGCAAAAGCGUUAAGAAAAAAAUCCCCUGCUAUAACCCGAACUGUAAAUAUGCCCAUAGAAUUGAGAAGUUGCAACCCAGUACUGACCUGGCCACGUACAAAACUACUCUGUGUUAUUUCUGGAAAAAGAAAAAAUGUAUGAAUCAGGAUAAGUGCAGAUUUGCUCAUGAGACACCAUAUAACAAACGAACGAAUCAGACACACAGCUACCUAUUGGAAGAAGAAAGGGUUCCAGAUAUCCUGUCCAGCAUACAUCUAUUCGAGAGCAACCCAGUGAUGGAAAAUGGUUUAUUCCAGCUGAAUGAUAACUUUUUAAAUAUAUGUAACAGAUUGAACUUCGACAUGGACGAGCUUUAUGCCCCCCCAGGAUACACUUAUUCUAGAGAACACGAGCAGAAGGAGUCGGAAGAGAACAACAUUUGGGAAGACUCCAUUGUAGAUAUGAAUUUUCUGAACUUGGAUUACCUUAACGAUGAGGAAGAAGUUGCAAAAUAUGAAUUAUUUCGGGGCAGUAGCCUUGACGUGAAUCUGGAGAACAUCCAAGCCUUAAGUGUGCGAGUAAAUCAGGACGCACACAUGAGUAUGAGUAGAAAUUAUGACGCAAAUAUGUGGA
This is a messenger RNA of Plasmodium cynomolgi strain B, 802 nucleotides long. RefSeq lists its product as hypothetical. The record is from RefSeq and is a predicted model, not a curated record. The transcript has 2 exons. The annotation marks the transcript as partial. Lineage: Eukaryota; Apicomplexa; Aconoidasida; Haemosporida; Plasmodiidae. Gene Ontology annotation, molecular function: metal ion binding; mRNA binding.